ACAAAACUAAAUUAAAAAUGACACUUUUAGCUUCAAUUUCAUCACUCGGUAAUACUUCAUCAAUUUCAAAAUCAGCUUCAAUGAGAUCUUAUAACUCAUCAUCAUUACAAAGCUCAAACAAUGUUCAAUGUGGUGGUGGCUGUGGUAAUGGCGGCCUUGUUCCAAAUCUUGUCGGUGGUCUUUUAGUUACUACUGGUGCUUUAGUUGGUACUGUUGUUGGCACUGUUGGCGGUCUUGUCAAUGGUUUAUUAGGUACUGGAAGUUGUGGUUGCAAUUAA
This is a messenger RNA of Dictyostelium purpureum, 278 nucleotides long. RefSeq lists its product as uncharacterized. The transcript is spliced from 2 exons. The coding region runs from base 18 to 278 and encodes 86 amino acids. The record is from RefSeq and is a predicted model, not a curated record. Lineage: Eukaryota; Evosea; Eumycetozoa; Dictyosteliales; Dictyosteliaceae.